Phalaenopsis equestris is the source of this 745-nucleotide messenger RNA. RefSeq names its product nitrate reductase [NADH]-like. The annotation marks the transcript as partial. Lineage: Eukaryota; Viridiplantae; Streptophyta; Magnoliopsida; Asparagales; Orchidaceae. Gene Ontology annotation, molecular function: oxidoreductase activity; molybdopterin cofactor binding. The transcript has a single exon. The record is from RefSeq and is a predicted model, not a curated record.
CCCCGCGACUCCAACACCGCUGACAACUGGAUCCACCGCCACCCUUCCCUCAUCCGCCUCACCGGCAAACACCCCUUCAAUUCCGAACCCCCUCUCCCCCUCCUCAUCUCCCACGGCUUCCUCACCCCUGUUCCCAUCCACUACGUCCGCAACCACGGCCCUGUCCCUACAGCCACCUGGUCCUCCUGGACAAUCCACAUCUCCGGCCUACUCAAACACCCCGCCCUCCUCACCAUGGACUCCCUCCUCCACGAUUUCCCCUCUUUCGAAAUCCCCGUCACCCUCGUCUGCGCCGGCAACCGCCGCAAGGAACAGAACAUGGUUCGCCGGACCAUCGGCUUCAAUUGGGGUCCGGCGGCCGUAUCCACCUCCGUCUGGCGCGGCGUUCGUCUCCGCCAUGUGUUGAAGCGCUGCGGCAUCAUGAAGGCUCGCGACGGCGCGCUUAACGUCUGUUUUGAAGGAGCAGAGGAGCUUCCCGGCGGCAAGUAUGGGACCAGUUUGAACAGGGAAGUGGCGAUGGAUAGGAGUAGGGAUAUUAUGAUUGCGUACAUGCAGAACGGGGAGCUUCUGAAGCCCGACCAUGGCUUCCCGGUUCGGAUGAUUAUGCCGGGUUUUAUUGGAGGGAGAAUGGUUAAGUGGCUGAAGAGGAUUGUAGUGACGACGAAGGAGUCUGAGAGCUAUUACCAUUACAGAGAUAAUCGGGUUCUGCCUUCUCAUGUGGAUGCGGAGCUUGCUGAUGCACAAG